CAUGUUAAGUAUACGGAAAGUCCCGAAAUUGGUAGCGCCGUCCGGCGAAUGCUGUCAUAUACCCUAUGACUAAAACUUCAUACGCAUCAUAUUUCUGGAUUUCCUUAUGCAGCACAUGAAAAAGCAGUAACGGAUCGCCGUUGCUCAUUUUACCACACCCAACGAAUUCUGUGGUUCUACAUCGCAUCUGCUAAAACCAUAAAACUGCAAAAUUAUUUUCAUUUUCGGAGCGUGGCAGCCGUCGUGGAAUUCUUCAGUACAGAGUAGAAGGGUCAUCUGAACUCGGAGGCGCCGGACAUAUACUCGACCGGUUACCGCCGGUGUUUAGGAAAUUAUUACCCGCAAAAUGCUAUCAACCCUGGUUAGGCCGACCCAGUCCUAUGCAACUUAUGCGAUUGUUGACCAUUUACAGCCUGCUAUUCUGCGACUUGUGCCAAUGGCAGCGGGAUUCUCAGGGCAACGCAUGCACUGUUCAGUUGAGCGGGGAUUUUCGCUCUGAUCUAUCACUUGAUGACAUAGUCGAGCGGGCGUUGGAGAAUAAGGAAGAUGACAAGGUGACACUGCAGUUUCCACGGGUCGUUACGACACCGGCGGUCGCUGGAUGACUCAUGCGGCCGCGUCUGGGGCAGAACGUGUCGUUCAGCUGUCAAGUGCCACCGGGCGUACCUUCUGCCGGCAUCAGCUGGACCCACCAAGGCCGCACCGUGUUCGAGCAGGGCCACCCGGUCCCGGUGUCUAAUCAUCGCUACGAUUUUCUGCAGUUGGACGACAGUAUCGUAGUGUUGCGCAUCCUCAACGUGUCCCUGCAGUCCACCGGCGAGGUCGUCUGCCACUUGCAGGAGGCGACGAGGAGAACCAUUCUGCACCGCUACACCUUGAUCCCGCUCGUCACCCGAGCUGCCGAGGUCUUCGCGGCCCCCUUGGCGCCGCAGUACCGGGUGACCGUCGGGGACAGCUACAAUAUCAGCUGCGCGGUGCGGUUGCCCCUGGCGCCGGACGUGCAGAAUGUGCGCCAUCAUCACAUGUUCCGACACAACCGCCAGCUGACUAACGUGCCCCGUGAGGAACCCUACACGUCGCAUCUGCCGCCGGGGUGGGGGGGAACGGUGGCCAGUGGCCCUGGGGUGAUCCCGCCAGACGAGGGCUUUGUGUUUAAUCUGAUUUCAUCGAGUGCUGGGCUGGACGCCGCCGGCCCGGUGGAGUGCUGGUUCCGGCCGCAUAGACAGCUCCACGAAUGGGUCGUGCAAUCGACGGUGCUGCGUGUCGAGGAGAAGGCCUAGCGCGGAAUUGCUUUUGCCAGUGAAUAAGGGAUGCCAUGACCCCAUGGGAAGUUGAGAUUUUAAGCUACAGCGCAUUGUUAAAUAAUCAAAAAAGUGUAGUGGUAGCGGAGCCCCUGAAUAUUCGUGUAUACCGUUUUAUGUUAUUCGUACAGUACGGAUCUACUAUUUGUACACUGCCGAUCGUGCGUGGUAAGGUUGGAUUACCCAACCCACCAGAACAAUCGUCAAACCGGCUGCUGUGUCAACAUAAUUAUAUAUUUCACUGGAUGUACUCGUAUUACGAGUGCGAAAACGAUACACUCAGAUACAGUACCAUGUGCCAGGCUAUUUCGUAUUUUGGAGGUAGAAAGCCGUAAAGGUCACUAUUACGCAGCUCCUGGUAUUGUACGAUUGGCUGGUCUAAGUAAAUCGGCGUUUUUCCCACGUAAGCACGAGCUUCGGCGUCUGACGAGAGGGAUUUCGAAUCUCCAACCGAGGCAGCUAAAACAUCCGCGCAUAUCUCUGUCCGCGCGGUUCCUGCCGGAUCAAUGAAAAUCAUCAACACACUCGGCUGCUGGAUCGAGCGCAUUGGAUAGGUCGAUGAUGCUGAUCUGUGCAUGCCAGUAGGCGUGAAGUCGGAUGGUCGUCUGAAGCGUCGGGACAACAACCCGGCAGGCUGACGCCGGUGUUGAGGAUAUUAUUAUCCACAAAAUGCGAUUAAUCCUGGUUAAUCCGACCCAAUCCGAUGCCACUUGCGCGGUUGUUUGUGGCUGUUUACAGUCUGGCAUUCGGCGGCUGGUGUCAGUGGCAGCGGCACGCUCAAUGCAGCGCAUGUACCGUGCAGAUGAACGGAGAUUUCCGCUCUGACCUAUCACUGGAUGAAAUAGUUGAGCGAGCACUGAGAAAAAAGGAAGAUGACAAGGUGACACUGCAGUUUCCAGUUCCAAGGGCCACGACGACACCGGCGGCCGCUGGCAGGUUGAUGCGGCCGCGUUUGGGGCAGAACGUGUCGUUCAGCUGUCAAGGGCCUCUAGGCGUACCUUCCGUCGCCAUCAGCUGGACCCACCAAGGCCGCACUGUGUUCGAGCAAGGCCAACCGGUACCGAUGUCUAAUCGUCGCUACGACUUUCUGCAGUUUGACGACAGUAUCGUGGUGCUGCGCAUCCUUAACGUGUCCCUGCCAUCCACCGGCGAGGUCGUCUGCCACUUGCAGGAGGCGACGAGGAGAACCGUUCUGCACCGCUACACCUUAAUCCCGCUCGUCACCCGGGCUGCCGAGGUCUUCGCGGCCCCCUUGGCGCCGCAGUACCGGGUGACUGUCGGGGACAGCUACAAUAUCAGCUGCGCGGUGCGGUUGCCCCUGGCGCCGGACGUGCAGAAUGUGCGCCAUCAUCACAUGUGGCGACAUAAAGGUCAUCUUAUCAAUGUGCCCCGCGAGGAACCCUACACGUCGCAUCUGCCGUCGGGGUGGGUGGGGACGGUGGCCAGCGGUUCGGAGCUGAUCCCGCUGCAGGACGAGGGCCUUGAAUUUGAGUUGAUUUCAUCGAGUGCCCGGCUGAUAGCCUCCGGUCCGGUGGAGUGCUGGUUCCGGCCGCAUAGACACCUCCAUGAAUGGAUCGUGCAGUCCACCGUGUUGGUGGUCAAGGAGAAGGCCUAGCGCGGAAGUACUUACUUUUGCCGGUGAAUAAGGGAUGCCAUGAACCCAUGGGCAACUGAGGUUUUAAGCAGCGAUGACCGCGCAUUAUUAAAUGAUUACGUCAUCAGUCUGAUGUAAACGGAACCAAUAAAUAUAUCUGCGUAGGGUUUUAUGGUGUUCGAACUUACAGAUAAAUGAUUUGUACACAAGAUGAUUGGCUGCUGUAUAAAAUACGUUCAGUCCAAGAAUACCAAGCAAAACCAGGUCCCAUUUGGGACAUUUUAGAAAGUUGUAAUAUGUACUUUCAAGAACGUUAACUCUGAUUUUGGUUGCGUUUCGUCGAUCCUCGCAAAUAAUAUGCGAUGUAUGUUUUGUACUGUACAGUUACUGUAGUUGAAUAAUAAAAUGGCUUU
This is a messenger RNA of Paramacrobiotus metropolitanus, 3308 nucleotides long. RefSeq lists its product as uncharacterized. The coding region runs from base 2005 to 2916 and encodes 303 amino acids. The transcript has 4 exons. NCBI's taxonomy places the organism in Eukaryota, Metazoa, Tardigrada, Eutardigrada, Parachela, Macrobiotidae. The record is from RefSeq and is a predicted model, not a curated record.